Knipowitschia caucasica is the source of this 16005-nucleotide messenger RNA. The record is from the annotation of a GenBank genome assembly. Lineage: Eukaryota; Metazoa; Chordata; Actinopteri; Gobiiformes; Gobiidae.
AUGGCUGAAGGUGCAGAUGAAGAAGAGAUCCAGUUCCUGCGAACGGACGACCAUGUGGUGCUUCAGUGCACUGCGUCCAUCCUCAAAGAGCAGAUCAAGCUGUGUUUGUCUUGUGAAGGUUUUGGAAACCGGCUCUGUUUUCUUGAGACAACCUCUAAUGCACAGAAUGUGCCUCCAGACUUGGCAAUUUGCACUUUCAUUUUGGAGCAGUCCCUGUCGGUGCGAGCUUUACAGGAGAUGCUGUCCAAUACAUCUGUUGAUGAAGCUGUUGAUCUUGACAAAUGGUCUUCACAAGGGGGAGGACACAGGACCUUGCUCUAUGGACAUGCAAUCCUUCUCAAACAUGCCCAUUCUAGCAUGUACCUGAGUUGUUUGACCACGUCACGAUCACUGACAGACAAACUAGCCUUUGAUGUAGGCUUACAGGAAGACUCCACAGGGGAGGCCUGCUGGUGGACAAUACACCCUGCGUCUAAGCAGAGAUCAGAGGGUGAGAAGGUCCGAGUUGGAGACGAUCUUAUUCUCGUCAGUGUUUCCUCAGAGAGAUAUUUGCAUCUUUCAUAUGCAAGUGGUGACCUGAUGGUGGAUGCCUCAUUUAUGCAAACUUUGUGGACUAUGACCCCUGUGAUGUCGGGAUGUGAGCUUGCAGAAGGAUUUUUGACUGGAGGUUAUGUGCUCAGACUGUUUCAUGGUCACAUGGAUGAGUGUCUGGCCAUUCCUGGAGCAGAUCAAGGGGACGAUCAAAGAAGAGUUGCUCACUAUGAAGGUGGCGCUGUCUGCAGCCACGCCCGUUCCUUAUGGAGACUAGAGCCGCUGCGCAUAGCGUGGAGUGGCAGUCACAUUAAAUGGGGCAUGUCCUUUCGCAUUCGUCACAUAACCACUGGCCGAUACCUCUGUCUGGAUGAGGAGAAGGGGCUAUUAUUGGUUGACCCUGAGAAGGCAAAUUCCAAGAUGUCUGCUUUCUGCUUCAGAAUAUCAAAGGAAAAAAUUGAAGUGACCCAAAAGCGAGAUGUGGAAGGAAUGGGUAUACCUGAAAUAAAGUAUGGGGAGUCAAUGUGUUUUGUGCAACAUGUGUCCACUGGACUUUGGCUUACAUACGCUGCUGUUGAUGCCAAAUCUGCUCGACUGGGGCCUUUGAAGAGAAAAGCUAUUCUUCACAAAGAGGGCCACAUGGAUGAUGCACUCACAGUAGCCCGAUCUCAAACUGAGGAGUCACAAGCAGCUAGAAUGAUACACAGCACAACUGGACUCUUCAGCCAGUUCAUCAAAGGACUGGAUGCUCUUAGUGGAAAAAACAAAUCAUCCAAUCCACCGUCACUGCCAAUGGACAUGGUCGUGCUCUCACUGCAAGAUCUCAUCUUCUAUUUCCGACCGCCUGAAGAGGAGUUGGAGCAUGAGGAGAAGCAAUUUAAGCUUCGCUCCCUGAAAAACAGACAGAACCUCUUCCAAGAGGAAGGAAUGAUAACACUUGUUCUCGACUGUGUUGAUCGACUCAAUGUCUACAACACUGCGGCUCACUUCUCUGAGUAUGCUGGAGAAGAAGCGGCUGAAUCAUGGAAGGAAAUUGUUAAUUUGUUGUAUGAAUUAUUAGCCUCUCUCAUCAGAGGUAAUCGUGCCAAUUGUGCUCUCUUCUGUGAUAACCUGGACUGGCUGGUCAGUAAACUGGAUCGGCUUGAAGCGUCAUCAGGAAUCCUCGAAGUAUUAUACUGUGUCCUCAUUGAGAGUCCAGAGGUGCUGAAUAUCAUCCAAGAAAACCACAUAAAAUCCAUCAUCUCCCUUUUAGAUAAACAUGGACGCAAUCACAAGGUUUUAGAUGUGCUUUGUUCACUUUGUGUGUGCAAUGGUGUUGCUGUGAGAUCAAAUCAAAAUCUCAUCACAGAGAAUUUACUUCCUGGGCGUGACCUACUACUGCAAACCAACAUAAUCAAUUAUGUAACAAGUAUGAGACCCAACAUUUUCCUUGGGACGUGUGAAGGCUCGACUCAAUAUAAGAAGUGGUAUUUUGAAAUGAUGGUUGACCAUGUGGAGCCGUUCCUGACAGCUCAGCCCUAUCAUCUGCGCGUGGGCUGGGCUCUGACAGAGGGCUACAGUCCGUACCCGGGAGGAGGGGAGGGCUGGGGGGCCAAUGGGGUCGGAGAUGAUCUAUACUCUUAUUCCUUUGAUGGACUUCAUCUGUGGUCUGGCCGUGUAGCUCGUCAUGUGGCGACGCCCAAUCAGCAUGUUCUCACCGCGGAGGAUGUGGUCAGCUGUUGUCUGGACCUAAGUGUUCCCAGUAUCUCCUUCCGUAUCAAUGGAUAUCCAGUUCAGGGAAUGUUUGAAAACUUCAAUCUGGAUGGCCUGUUCUUCCCUGUCGUCAGUUUUUCUGCAGGAGUCAAGAUUCGAUUUCUCCUUGGAGGUCGCCAUGGAGAUUUCAAGUUCCUUCCUCCUCCGGGUUAUGCUCCGUGCUACGAGGCGGUGCUCCCAAGGGACCGGUUGCGGAUUGAGCCCAUUAAAGAAUAUAAACAUGAUUUUGAGGGUGUUCGCAACCUGCUGGGACCCACAGUCUCUCUGUCACACACAGCCUUUACUCCCUGCCCUGUGGACACCAUUCAGAUUGUACUUCCUCCACAUUUGGAACGUAUUCGAGAAAAACUAGCUGAAAAUAGUCAUGAACUAUGGGCCAUAACACGAAUUGAGCAAGGGUGGACCUUUGGAUCAUUCCGUGACGACAACAAGAAAAUUCACCCUUGCCUUGUGGAUUUCCAAAGCCUGCCUGAACCAGAGAAAAACUAUAAUUUGGCCAUGUCCGGGGAGACACUCAAGACCCUUCUGGCUCUGGGCUGUCAUGUUGGAAUGGGAGAUGAAAAAGCAGAAGAGAAUCUGAAAAAACUUAAGCUUCCAAAAACAUACACUCAAUGCAAUGGAUAUAAGCCCGCCCCACUCGACCUAAACCAUGUGAAGUUAACUCCUAACCAGAACACACUGGUGGAGAGACUGGCAGAAAACGGGCACAAUGUCUGGGCCAGAGACCGCGUCCGACAGGGCUGGACUUACAGUAUCGUGCAGGACAUUUUGAACAAGCGUAAUCCACGUUUGGUCCCUUACAAUUUGUUGGAUGAGAAAACAAAAAAGACAAAUCGUGAAACAGUUUGCGCAGCUGUCCGAACACUCAUCGGUUAUGGAUACAACAUCGAGCCCCCUGAUCAAGAGAGCAGUGGUGAUGGACCGGGAACAUCUCGUGGGGAUAAAAUUAGAGUUUUUAGAGCAGAAAAAUCCUAUGCUGUCACACAGGGAAAGUGGUACUUUGAGUUUGAAGCAGUAACUGUUGGGGAGAUGCGUGUUGGCUGGGCGAGACCUUGUGUCCGCGCAGACACAGAACUUGGUGCGGAUGACUUGGCAUAUGUCUUCAACGGAUUCAAGGCCCAGCGAUGGCAUGUGGGGAACGAGCCAUUUGGUCGACAGUGGCUAUCAGGUGAUGUAGUGGGCUGCAUGAUUGACCUCACGGAAAUGAAUAUCAUGUUUACUCUCAAUGGCGAAAUGCUGAUUAGUGAUUCAGGCUCAGAGAUGGCCUUCAAGGACAUAGAGAUAGGAGAAGGCUUUAUACCAGUGUGCAGUUUGGGAAUGUCCCAGGUUGGCAGAAUAAACCUGGGCCAGAAUGUCAGCAGUCUCAAAUACUUCACCAUCUGUGGCCUUCAGGAGGGAUUUGAACCUUUUGCCAUUAACAUGAAAAGAGACAUAACUAUGUGGUUUAGCAAGAGCCUUCCCCAGUUCAUCUCUGUACCAACUGACCACCCCCAUAUAGAGGUCUCUCGAGUGGAUGGGACCGUGGAAACUGCCCCUUGUCUCAAGGUGACGCACAAGACCUACGGAUCUCAAAAUGCCAAUACAGACCUGCUGUUCUUCAGACUGAGCAUGCCCAUUGAAUUUCACGAAACAUUCAAAGUCCCAGCUGGUACCACGCUCCUCACACGCACUUUAACAAUCCCAGAGGAUGAGGUGUUGGAGGUGGACCCAGAUUCAGAUUUCGAAAUCCUCAAGAAGUCAGCUUCACGUAAAGAGCAAGAGGAAGACAAAAAAGAGGCGUCUGUCCCAAAGGAGUCUCCCACUGCCAAAAAUGGGGAAAACGAAAAGGAUGCUUCCACAGAGAAAAGCAAGAAGAAAGGAUUUCUCUUCAAAGCAAAGAAAGCCGCACUGAUCAGUCCUCCACCUGUUGUUCCGACUAUGCCUCGACUCAUGGAGGACGUGGUGCCUGAUGACCGUGAUGACGUGGACAUCAUCCUCAACACUACCACAUAUUACUAUUCAGUUCGAGUGGUUGCGGGGCAGGAGCUCAAUGGCGUGUGGGUGGGCUGGAUCACGCCUGACUACCAUCAGUAUGACGCUCAUUUUGAUCUGAACAAAGUGAGAAAUGUGACCGUCACUGUAGGAGACGACAAAGGCAACAUACACGACAGCAUCAAACGCAGUAACUGCUACAUGGUGUGCGGAGGGGAGUUCAGCAGCUCCCAACAGACGCGAGUCAGUCAAGAGGACUUCAUCAUUGGAUGUCUGGUCGAUUUAGACACAGGGCUCAUGACGUUCACUGCCAAUGGAAAAGAGAUCAACACAUUUUAUCAGGUGGAGCCAAACACAAAACUAUUCCCUGCAUGCUUUGUCCUUCCUUCAAGUCAAAGCAUGAUUCAGUUUGAACUUGGAAAGCUCAAGAACAUCAUGCCUAUCUCAGCGGCCAUGUUUCGGAGCGAGCGUAAGAAUCCAGUUCCCCAGUGUCCGCCUCGGUUGGACAUCCAGAUGUUGACACCUGUCAUUUGGAGCCGCAUGCCCAACAACUUCCUGGCUCCAGAGACAAAGAGGGUCAGUGAGAGGUUGGGCUGGAUGGUGCAGUGUCAGGAGCCCCUCACAAUGAUGGCACUUCAUAUCCCAGAAGAAAACAGGUGCAUUGACAUCCUGGAGUUAUCUGAGCGUAUGGAUUUGCUGAAGUUUCAUUACCACACUCUGAAAUUGUAUGGCUCCGUUUGUGCUCUGGGGAACAACCGGGUGGCCCAUGCACUCUGCAGCCAUGUGGAUGAAUCACAGCUUUUCUAUGCCAUUGAGAAAACCUACCUCCCAGGACCAAUUAGAAGUGGCUUUUACGACCUGUUAAUCAGCAUGCACCUGGAGUCGGCAAAAAGAAACCGACUGGGAACUAACAAGGAGUUUAUAGUUCCCAUGACGGAUGAAACCCGCAGCAUCAUCCUGUACCUCGACAAGGCCAAUGCUCUCCCUGGAGUCGGGCUCACCACCUGUCUGCGUCCCAAACUGCAUUUUUCCUCCAUAGCUUUUGUGGGGACAAACCAGGAAAUAUACACAUUGAGCCCAGUAAUACCUCUCGAGCCGUUGAAAAAUAAGGCUUUGACCAUGCUGACUGAGGCUGUGCAAGACGGAGGUCAGGCCAUGAGGGAUCCUGUAGGGGGCAGCGUAGAGUUUCAUUUUGUGCCAAUCCUCAAGCUCAUCAGCACUCUCUUGAUUAUGGGCGUGUUCGACGAUGAGGAUGUCACACAUAUUUUGAAGAUGUUGGAACCUGUCGUAUUCAGUAUCCAGAAAGUAGAGGAGCCUGUGGAGGACAAGAUAAAAGAGGAGGAGGAACCUGCUUCAAAACCAGCAAAUGAGCUUACUGAAGAAGUGUAUGACGAAGAAGAGGAGGAGUAUGAAGAUGAUGGACUGGGGGAAGAGGAGGAGUAUGAGGAAGAGGAGGAGAUAGAGGAGGUUGUGCCUGCAGUGGUGGAGGAGACAGGACCUGUGAACGGGGAGAAGGGGGCAGAAGAAACAGAGAAAGAGCAAAAACCCGGAGAGACUGAAGCCAAACUAGAACACCUCGAGCAGGGGCUUUUCCAGAUGAAGCUUCCAGAGUCUGUCAAAUUACAGAUGUGUACCCUUCUGCAGUAUUUCUGCGACUGUGAGCUGCGUCACAGAGUGGAAGCCAUCAUUGCUUUCUCAGACCAGUUUGUGAAUCAGAUCCAGUCGAACCAGAGACAGCGCUACAAUGACCUCAUGCAGGCAUUUACAAUGAGUGCUGCGGAGACUGCUCGCAAGACCCGGGAAUUUCGCUCCCCACCACAAGAGCAGGUUAACAUGCUGAUGAAUUUCAAAAACUGUGCCGAAGACGAGGAGUGCCCUGUACCUGAUGAGGUCCGAGAGGCAAUGGGCCUUUUUCACCGCGCCGUCCUAUCUCACUGUGGUGUUCACAUUGAGGAGGAAGAAGAGGAGGAAGCAGUGGAUACUUCACUUCGAGGUCGGCUGUUUCGUUUGGUGGAAAAGGUGAAAAAACUUCGAGAAAAGAAAGUGGAGAAAGAACCUGAGCCGCAGGAGGAAAAAAAGCCAAGCACGCUGCAGGAGCUGAUCUCACACACUAUGAUCCAUUGGGCCCAGGAGUCGUUCAUCCAGAACCCAGAACUUGUGCGGAUGAUGUUCAGCCUCCUCCACAGACAGUACGACGGUCUGGGUGAACUCAUGCGAGCGCUGCCCAAGGCCUACACCAUAAAUGCAGUGUCGAUCCAGGACACGAUGGACCUCCUGGAGUGUUUGGGCCAGAUACGAUCACUGUUGAUCGUCCAGAUGGGUCCAGAGGAGGAGAGGCUAAUGAUUCAGAGCAUCGGGAACAUCAUGAGUAACAAAGUCUUCUAUCAACAUCCAAACCUGAUGCGAGCUUUAGGCAUGCAUGAAACCGUAAUGGAGGUCAUGGUGAAUGUGCUUGGAGGCGGGGACUCAAAGGAGAUCAGAUUUCCUCGAGUUGUGACAAACUGCUGUCGCUUUCUUUGUUAUUUUUGUCGCAUCAGUCGUCAGAACCAAAGAUCCAUGUUUGACCACCUCAGCUAUCUUUUACAAAACAGUGGUAUAGGUCUGGGAAUGCGAGGAUCCACCCCCUUGGAUGUUGCUGCUGCUUCCUGCAUUGACAAUAAUGAGCUAGCUUUGGCUCUGCAAGAACAAGAUUUAGAAAUGGUGGUAAAGUACUUAGCCGGAUGUGGACUUCAGAGCUGCCCAAUGCUACUGGCGAAAGGCUAUCCAGAUAUUGGCUGGAAUCCUUGUGGUGGAGAGAAGUACCUGGACUUCCUGCGAUUUGCUGUCUUUGUCAAUGGUGAAAGUGUGGAGGAAAAUGCAAAUGUUGUUGUGCGCCUACUAAUUCGAAGACCUGAAUGCUUUGGCCCUGCCCUGAGAGGCGAAGGUGGCAACGGUUUACUGGCUGCAAUUGAAGAAGCAAUAAAAAUAUCAGAGGAUCCUGCAAGAGACGGACCGUCUGUUAAAAAGGACAGACGUUUUCCUAUGUUUGGAGGAGAGGAGCAGCAUGAGGAAAACAGAGUACACCUUGGAAAUGCCAUCAUGUCUUUCUACUCUGCUCUCAUUGACCUGUUGGGGCGUUGUGCUCCUGAGAUGCACUUGAUUCAGGCUGGAAAAGGUGAGGCUCUCCGAAUCAGGGCCAUCCUCAGGUCUUUGGUGCCCAUCGAAGAUCUGGUUGGUGUCAUCAGCCUUCCUGUUCAGAUUCCUACUUUUGGAAAAGAUAACAGCAUCAUCGAGCCAAAGAUGUCAGCCAGUUUUGUCCCGGAUCACAAGGCUCCAAUGGUGCUCUUCCUGGACCGUGUGUAUGGCAUUGACAACCAAGAUUUCCUGCUUCAUGUUCUUGAAGUGGGUUUUCUGCCUGACAUGAGAGCUGCUGCUUCACUGGACACGAUUGCUUUUAGCACCACUGAGAUGGCCUUGGCAUUGAACCGAUACCUCUGUUCAGCCGUGUUGCCCCUCAUCACCAAAUGUGCCCCGCUCUUUGCCGGCAGUGACCACAGGGCCAUCAUGAUUGACUCCAUGUUACACACUAUCUACCGUCUGUCUCGGGGUCGAGCUUUCACAAAGGCUCAAAGAGACAUUAUUGAAGAGUGUCUUAUGGCACUGUGCAAGCAUCUACGUCCAUCAAUGCUUCAGCACCUGCUCAGACGACUUGUUUUUGAUGUUCCCAUUCUGAAUGAAUAUGCAAAAAUGCCACUUAAGCUUUUGACCAAUCACUAUGAGCGCUGUUGGAAAUACUACUGCCUCCCAAAUGGAUGGGCAAACUUCGGAUUGGCUUCAGAGGAGGAGCUUCAUUUAACACGCAAACUCUUUUGGGGCAUUUUUGAGUCCUUGGAGCAUAAGAAAUUUGAUGCUGAGAUUUUCAAGAUUUCCAUGCCCUGCAUCUGUGCCAUCGCUGGAGCCAUUCCUCCAGACUAUGUUGACGCGAGCUACUCUUCUAAAACAGAGAAAAAAGCCUCGGUGGACGCAGAGGGCAACUUUGAUCCAAAACCAGUAGAAACCACAAACACAAUUAUCCCUGAGCGUCUGGAUGGUUUUAUCAACAAGUAUGCAGAGUACACUCAUGACAAAUGGGCUUUUGAAAAGAUUCAGAAUAAUUGGUCAUAUGGAGAGGUUCUGGAUGAAAAUGCAAAGACUCACCCUAUGCUUAGACCAUAUAAAACAUUUUCAGAGAAGGACAAAGAGAUUUAUCGCUGGCCAAUAAAGGAAUCUGUAAAAGCCAUGAUUGCGUGGGAGUGGACCCUUGACAAAGCACGAGAAGAAGAGGAGUCAGAGAAAAAGAAGGUGGCGUCUCGAAAGAUCUCCCAAACUGCUCAGGCUACAUAUGACCCUAGCCACGGCUAUAGUCCCCAGCCGAUUGACAUCACACAUAUGGCCCUCUCAAGAGAUCUACAGUCUAUGGCAGAGCAGUUGGCCGAAAACUAUCAUAACACAUGGGGCCGGAAAAAGAAACUGGAACUACAGUCCAAAGGAGGAGGUACACAUCCUCUGCUUGUGCCUUAUGACACCUUGACUGCAAAGGAAAAAGCUCGAGACAGAGAAAAGGCCUAUGAGCUCCUGAAGUUUUUACAGCUCAAUGGAUAUUCCGUCACAAGGGGGUUGAAAGACAUGGAAUCUGAUAUUUCCUCUAUUGAGAAAAGAUUUGCUUAUGGUUUCUUGCAAAAGCUUUUAAAAUGGAUGGAAAUAGCCCAAGAAUUCAUUGCUCACCUCGAGGCUGUUGUGAGUAGCGGACGUGUAGAGAAGUCUCCUCAUGAACAAGAAAUUAAGUUUUUUGCCAAGAUCUUGAUGCCAUUGAUCAACCAAUAUUUCAAAAACCACUGUCUGUACUUCUUGUCUACACCGGCAAAGGUGCUCGGCAGUGGUGGACACUCAUCUAAUAAAGAAAAGGAAAUGAUUGCAAGUAUUUUCUGUAAAAUGGCUGCUCUUGUGAGACACAGAGUCUCUCUCUUUGGCACUGACGCCUCGGCUAUUGUCAACUGCCUUCACAUUCUGGCACGCUCACUUGAUGCAAGGACUGUUAUGAAAUCAGGGCCCGAGAUUGUGAAAGCAGGACUCCGAUCAUUCUUUGAGAGUGCAGCGGAUGACAUUGAGAAAAUGGUAGAGAAUUUAAAACUGGGAAAAGUAUCCAAAGGAAAUCAGCAAGUGAAAGGUGUGUCUCAAAACAUCAACUACACCACCAUCGCCCUCCUGCCAGUUCUGACAUCUUUGUUUGAUCACAUUGCUCAGCACGGAUUUGGGGAUGAUGUCAUGUUGGAUGAUCUGCAGAUGUCAUGUUACCGCAUUAUGUGCAGCAUUUACUCUUUGGGGACGGUGAAGAAUCCUCAUGUUGAAAGACAGCGGCCUGCUCUUGGGGAGUGCCUGGCUCAUCUUGCAGCUGCUAUGCCCGUCGCCUACUUAGAGCCACAUCUCAAUGAGUUCAAUGCAUUUUCAGUUUACACCACAAAAACUCCCAGGGAGAGAGCUAUUCUGGGAUUGCCAAAUGAAGUGCAAGAAUUGUGCCCAGACAUCCCUGAACUGGACAUCUUGUUGAAGGAGAUUGGAGACUUGGCAGAGUCAGGGGCGCGAUACACGGAGAUGCCUCACGUUAUUGAAAUCACUUUACCCAUGUUGUGUAACUACCUCCCACGCUGGUGGGAACGGGGCUCUGAAAGCCUCCCUGAGAUGGAAGGUCAAGUCUGCACUGACGUCACAUCCGAACACCUGAACCAACUGCUGGGAAGCAUCAUGAAAAUUGUUGUUAAUAAUUUGGGUAUUGAUGAAGCCUCGUGGAUGAAGAGAUUGGCGGUAUUUUCACAGCCAAUUGUGAGCAGAGCAAAGCCAGAAAUGCUUAAAUCCCACUUUAUUCCAACAAUGGAGAAACUUAAGAAACGCACCGCAAAAGUAGUGGCCGAGGAAGACCACCUGAGAAUGGAGGGAAAGUCGGAGGGAGACGAGGAAGAUGGAACCAUACGUGACGAGUUUGCCGUGCUCUGUAGAGAUCUGUAUGCGUUGUACCCUCUGCUGAUCCGAUACGUUGACAACAACAGAGCGCGGUGGCUGACCUGUCCAGACCCAGAUGCAGAGGAGCUUUUCCGAAUGGUCGGUGAGGUCUUCAUAUUUUGGUCUAAAUCUCAUAACUUCAAGAGAGAAGAACAGAACUUUGUGGUGAUGAAUGAGAUUAACAACAUGUCCUUUCUGACGGCUGACAGCAAGAGCAAAAUGAGCAAGGGCGGGGACUCAGAGGGUGGAGGUUCAGAUGCAGAAAGAACCAAGAAGAAAAAACGAGGCGAUCGCUACUCUGUACAGACUUCUCUCAUUGUGGCCGCUCUAAAAAAGAUGCUUCCCAUUGGACUCAACAUGUGCUCCCCGGCCGACCAGGAGCUCAUUAACCUGGCCAAGAUACGAUACUCACUGAGGGACACAGACGAGGAAGUGAGGGAGUUUCUGCAGAACAAUCUUCAUCUUCAGGGAAAGGUGGACAAUCCAUCCAUGCGCUGGCAGAUGGCUCUGUAUAAGGAGAUGGCAGGAAAAGCAGAGGAUGCAGAUGCCCCUAUUAAAGUCGUGAAAAGAGUUCAGGAGGUUUCGGCUGUUCUGUACCAUCUCGAAGUGACAGAGCACCCCUUUAAGUCCAAGAAAAUGGUUUGGCACAAGCUGCUGUCCAAGCAGAGGCGUCGGGCUGUAGUCGCUUGUUUUAGGAUGACACCGUUGUACAACAUCCCAAGACACAGAGCUUCAAACAUGUUCCUUGAAGGCUACAAACGCAAUUGGCUUUUCUGUGAAGGUUAUUCUUUUGAGGAUUGGAUGAUUGACGACUUGUCUAAAGCUUUGGAACAGGAAGAAGUAGAGGAAGAAGAGGAAAGGGAAACCAAGCCAGACCCUCUUCAUCAACUUAUAUUGCAUUUCAGCCGCACUGCGUUAACAGAAAAAAGCAAACUGGACACUGAUUACCUGUACAUGGCAUAUGCUGAUAUUAUGGCAAAGAGUUGUCAUAUUGAUGAAGAGGAAGAAGGGGGAGAUGAAUUGGUGGAAAGUACAGAGGAUGAGAUGCCCUUUGAGGUGCGACAGUCAGAACUGGAAAAAGAGAUGAUAAAACAGAGGCUGCUUUAUCAGCAGUCCAGACUCCAUAACCGUGGAGCUGCAGAGAUGGUCCUUCAAAUGAUCAGUGCCUGCAAAGGUGAAACCGGCCCAAUGGUCUCAACGACUCUUAAGUUAGGAAUCUCUAUUCUGAAUGGAGGAAACACCGAGGUGCAACGUAAAAUGUUGGAAUACUUGAGGGACAAGAAGGAUGUGGGCUUCUUUUUGAGCGUGCAGUCUCUGAUGCAAACUUGCUGUGUGUUGGAUCUGAAUGCCUUUGAAAGACAGAAUAAGGCUGAGGGGCUGGGCAUGGUUUCAGAGGAAGGCACAAACAUGAGCCUAGAUCGGGAUGAAAAAGUCAUGGCUGACGAUGAAUUCACUUGUGACCUCUUUCGGUUUUUGCAGUUGCUUUGUGAGGGUCAUAACAAUGAUUUUCAAAAUUACUUGCGUACGCAGACAGGCAGCACAACCACCAUCAACAUUAUCAUCUGCACUGUGGAUUACCUGCUUCGACUACAGGAGUCUAUUAGUGAUUUCUACUGGUAUUAUUCUGGAAAGGAUGUUAUUGAUGAACCAGGAAAAAAGAACUUCUCCAAAGCCAUGACAGUGGCAAAACAGAUUUUCAACAGUCUUACUGAAUACAUUCAGGGCCCAUGCACAGGGAACCAGCAGUCCCUCGCCCACAGCAGACUGUGGGAUGCAAUUGUUGGUUUCCUUCACGUAUUUGCUCACAUGAUGAUGAAACUUGCUCAGGAUUCAAGUCAGAUUGGUUUGCUUAAGGAACUCCUUGAUCUUCAAAAAGACAUGGUUGUCAUGUUGCUCUCUCUCUUAGAAGGAAAUGUGGUAAAUGGCACUAUUGCCCGUCAGAUGGUGGACAUGUUAGUAGAGUCAUCGAGCAACGUAGAGAUGAUCCUCAAGUUUUUCGACAUGUUCCUUAAACUCAAAGACAUAGUGGCUUCAGAUGCAUUCCGAGAUUAUGUGACUGACCCUCGGGGGCUUAUAUCCAAAAAGGAUUUCCAAAAGGCCAUGGACAGUCAGAAGCAGUACAACCCCUCUGAGAUCCAGUUCCUCCUCUCCUGCUCUGAGGCGGAUGAGAACGACAUGAUAAACUAUGAAGAAUUUGCCAGUCGCUUCCAGGAGCCCGCGAAAGACAUUGGCUUCAAUAUCGCAGUGCUGUUGACCAACCUGUCGGAGCACGUGCCUCACGAUACUAGGCUACAGAACUUCCUCGCACAAGCCGAAAGCGUGCUCAACUACUUCAGGCCAUUCUUGGGCCGUAUCGAGAUCAUGGGAGCGAGCAGAAAGAUCGAGCGCAUCUAUUUCGAGAUUAGCGAGAUGAACCGCAAACAGUGGGAGAUGCCGCAGGUGCGAGAGUCCAAGCGUCAGUUCAUCUUCGACGUAGUGAACGAGGGCGGCGAGUCGGAGAAGAUGGAGAUGUUUGUGAACUUCUGCGAGGACACCAUUUUUGAAAUGAACAUUGCGUCACAGAUCUCUGAGCAGGAGGAAGAGGAGAAGGGAGAGGAGGACGAUGAGAUAGAGGAAGUUGGAGGCGAGGCAGGACAAGCCGCGGUAGCUGGAGGAGGCGAGGAGGAGACCAACGGAGAAGAGCUGCCCCCAGAAUCUAGCUCCGCUUUUGCCGACUUCAUCAACAGCACUUUAAGCUUCCUGAGUAUUUUCACCUUCCGUAACCUUCGGCGUCAGUAUCGCAGGAUCCGAAAAAUGACCCUUAAGGAAAUCAUUGUCGCGCUUUCCGUGUUUUUCUGGACCAUCCUCAUGAGCAUACUUCACUUUAUCUACAGCGUGUGUAAAGGUAUCUUCAUGAUCAUUUGGCAAACUCUCUUCGGAGGUGGACUAGUGGAAGGAGCCAAGAAUAUUACAGUGACCGAAAUCCUCGCGAGUAUGCCGGACCCAACUCAAGACGACGUGCACAGCGAUGGUCCAGGCGAGCAGCGUACGGGAGAGGAGCAGGACACAGGUGGGGUCACAGACACUGGGGAGACGGGCAGUGGAGAGGAAGAGGAGGAGGAUACGCAGGAGAACGAAGGAGGAAGGGUGCCGGGUAUGGAUGCUCCUGGUGGGCUUGGAGACAUGGGCAUUGAAGCCACUGUAGAGCCCCCUACACCGGAGGGCACGCCCAUAACCAAGAGGAAAAUGCAACCAGAAGAGGCUGAUGGAGGCCAGAAACCUCCUGAGCCUGUUCUCAUUGAGGAGCCCCCUCCGGAGCCUGAGAAGGCAGAUGCUGAAAGUGGUGAAAAGACAGAAAAAGAGCCUCAGGCCAAAGAAGUAAAACAACCUGAAGAGCCAAAGAAAUGUGCAGCCAAAAAAGAGAAGAAAACUAAAAGAGGAGGUUUCCAGAUCUGGUCUGAGCUGGAAACUCAGAGGAACAAAUUCAUGAACUACCUGUCGAGGAAUUUCUACAAUCUACGGUUCUUGGCUCUCUUUAUCGCCUUUGCGUUGAACUUCAUCCUCCUCUUUUACAAGGUGUCUCCCCUUGAAGAAGAAGAGAUGGAGGGUUCUGGCUUCUCCGAGGGCAGUGGUCUUUUUGAAGGGUCCGGCUUGUUUGAAGGAUCUGGCGACUCGGAGGGAUCGGGGCUGGGUGAAGAUGAGGAAGAGGAGGAAGUUCCAGUUUUUUAUUAUAUAGAGGAGAGCACUGGAUACAUGCAGCCCACCCUGUCCUUCCUGUCUAUUUUACACACUGUCAUCUCAUUCAUCUGCAUUAUCGGAUACAACUGUCUCAAGAUUCCACUGGUGAUUUUUAAAAGAGAGAAAGAACUUGCCCGAAAGCUGGAGUUUGAUGGCCUUUACAUUACAGAGCAGCCAGAGGACGAUGACAUCAAGGGCCAGUGGGACAGACUGGUCCUAAACACACCCUCUUUCCCAAACAACUACUGGGACAAGUUUGUAAAACGAAAGGUCCUGGACAAAUACGGGGAUAUUUACGGCAGGGAGAGGAUUGCUGAGCUCCUGGGUGUGGAUCUUGCUUCGCUGGAUGUGAGCCAGCAACAUGGGAAAAAACAAGAAGAACCAGACAACUCAGUCUUUGCAUGGAUGACCGCAGUUGACCUCAAAUACCAGAUAUGGAAAUUUGGUGUAGUGUUCACAGACGGGACCUUUCUUUAUCUGUGUUGGUACACAAUCAUGUCUUUGCUUGGACAUUACAACAACUUCUUUUUUGCCUGUCACUUGUUGGAUAUUGCGAUGGGAGUCAAAACCUUGCGCACAAUUCUGUCAUCAGUCACACACAACGGCAAACAGCUCAUGAUGACCGUGGGCUUGUUGGCCGUCGUGGUCUACCUGUACACCGUUGUAGCUUUCAACUUCUUCAGAAAGUUUUACAACAAAAGUGAAGAUGAAGAUGAGCCCGAUAUGAAAUGUGACGACAUGAUGACUUGUUACCUGUUCCACAUGUAUGUGGGUGUGCGAGCUGGAGGCGGCAUUGGGGACGAGAUCGAAGAUCCUGCUGGAGACGAAUACGAGUUAUAUCGAGUGGUCUUUGAUAUCACCUUCUUCUUCUUUGUGAUUGUCAUUCUGUUGGCUAUUAUUCAAGGUUUGAUCAUUGACGCUUUUGGAGAGCUGAGAGACCAACAGGAGCAAGUCAAAGAGGAUAUGGAGACGAAAUGCUUCAUAUGUGGCAUUGGGAGCGACUACUUUGACACUACACCACAUGGGUUUGAAACCCACACUUUUGACGAACACAAUUUGGCAAAUUACAUGUUUUUCUUAAUGUACCUUAUCAACAAAGAUGAGACGGAGCACACAGGCCAGGAGUCUUGUCAUCAGGCACUGUCCCAUUUCUCCAUCACUGCCAACAUGAACGCCACAGGAAUACAUCAGGGGGCACUCCGAAUGUACGGUGGCUUUCUCUUCAAGCAGUGGAAGAAAAGGUUUCUGCUGCUGACCCCUGAUGGUGGCCUGCUGGUCUGCCCCAAUGCCACGUCUUCCCCUGAUCAGCUGCUGUCCCUACAGAGCGACUGUGAGGCCAUCGCUGAGGGCAAAGACAUUCUCGAUCUGCCCAAGUUACCUCCAGGCGGAAGCCGAAGCUGCUGCUUUGCUCUCAUACUUAACCAGAGCAAGUACCUGCUACUCCUGGCAGACACGGCUGCAGACUGCAGUCAGUGGCUGAAUAUUUUGAAAAAGGUGAAACAGAGUGUGUCAUCAACAGUUAGUUCUUGUAAGAGGCAUCAGGUGCCACCACACAUAACACUGAAGGAUGUAAUGCCGGAGCAGAUCCCAGAGAGAGAUCCACCGACGCAUCCUGUUGGUAACACAGAGGCCUCCUCCACAACAGCAGGCACCUGUGGGUCACCAAGAGAAGGAGGCAGGACGACCCUCCGCACUCAGCAGUCAAGAGGAGGGGCACAUUCAGGGGCAUGCCUGCGCCACGGCACUAUCAGCAAUGCACAGGCCAUGAAGGCUGUGUAUUUGCUUAUGGGAGGGGCUGCUGCCUCCUCAGCUUUAGGUUACCUUGGCACAUGUUCCCCCGCUAAUAUGGAAGCUAAAGCUCCUGAUUUACCACCUAACUCAGAUUUCUCUGGCAUUGGCCCUACUGGGACAUGCCACACCAGCAGCCCCGGGCUGGACUCUCCUCACUAUAACACCUUUGACUUUGAGAUGGCAGACUCAGAUUUUGAUUCCUUUGAUUGUGGAGGGUUUACUUUCUGA